Molecule: messenger RNA, 696 nt
Organism: Entrophospora sp. SA101
Lineage: Eukaryota; Fungi; Glomeromycota; Glomeromycetes; Entrophosporales; Entrophosporaceae
Source: the annotation of a GenBank genome assembly
AUGAAACGUAGUAACGAUAAUGCAAUAAUAGCUGAUUAUUAUCAUAAAGCUGCUCCGUUGAGAUUAAAGCAAUCCAUAAAUCGACCUUCAAAAAUUUAUCAAAAAUAUUCUACAAAUAUUAUUAGACGAACUGUAUAUCUUGGAAAUUUACCAUCAAAUGUAGAAGUUUAUAAACUUAUAAAUCAAAUCAAAGUUGGUCCAUUAGAGUCUGUCAAACUCCAUCCUGACAACACUUGUGCCUUCAUUUCUUUUAUGAAUGCUAUUCUUGCAAAAGCAUUUUAUGAUGAAGCUAUGACCAAACAAAUUUUUUAUGAAGGUCAAAAACUUUACGUUAGUUGUGGUAGACCAUCAGCUGUACCUUUAGGUGUUCAAUUAGCUGUUGAUGAAAACAAUGCUUCACAUUUGGCUGAAUAUGGUAAUAUUGAUACUAUUCAAAUUAUCAGAGGAAAAAAGAUUGGAUUAGUUCAUUUCUUGAAUAUUUCAAGUGCCAUUAGAGCAGUUAAAUCACUACCAUCAAAAUACGCAUACAAAGAGGUUAAAGUUGACUAUGCCAAAGACAGGUGUGAAAUAUAUAUGCAAAACACUCUCCUUCAAAGCUUUGGAAAUAAUGCCACAUUAAAGGCAGCUCAUAAUCCUUAUCCUAAUGUUAUGUCAACAACUCAUAAUCAUUAUUUUAAUGGUGUCGACAACUUGUAA